AUGAGGCACAUUCACCAAUUACUCGCCGUCGGAGCGAGCUUGUCUUCAAUCGUACAGGCCGUCGAUACUGUCGUCGAUGUUGGUUACGCGAAAUAUCAGGGAGCUGUCGGCAUUCAGUACGCUGCACCACCCGUGGGAAAGCUACGUUUCGCAGCGCCGCAGGAUCCCGUCGUUUCUGGUCUCAUCAACGCUACUACACACGGUGCAACAUGCCCACCCAGUCGUCCUGAUGACUGGACUGUUUCUGAAACCUACUCACGCUUUCAUAUCGCUGAAGACUGCCUCUAUUUGAGCGUGUAUGCACCUUCCAAGGCUACCACCAAGUCGAAAUUACCAGUUGUGGUUUUCUUCCAGGGAGGUGGUUUCAUUUCGCAGUCUAGCGCUAACUGGGAUCCCACCGAAAUUGUUGCGGAUGGCCAAGUCGUAUUUGUUCAAUUCAGCUACCGUGUGGGCCUGUACGGUUUCCUCAACGGCAAAGCGGUGAAGGAAGGAGGUGGCGAUGUCAAUGCUGGCAUACGCGACCAGAUCAAGUUGCUCGAGUGGGUCAAGAAGCACAUCAGUCAAUUCGGUGGUGAUCCAGAUCAUGUUGUUCUUGAUGGUGUCAGCGCUGGUGGAACAUCUGUUGCGCUCAUGAUGGCGGCAAAUACGGGCAAAAGGUUGUUCGUAGGUGGCAUUAUGGAGUCAGGCCCUUGGGUAACAAUGCGUACGCCAGAGCUGGGUGAGGAGCAAUAUCAAUGCUUGCUUCAGGAUAAGGGUUGCGCCAAUGCGACUGACGGCCUUUCUUGCCUACGCGCGCUCAACGAGUCGGCCAUCCGAUCUUCCAACUGCUGGUUCAAUCCCAAUAUCGACGGGGAGCUAUUCACUGAUUCGCUCGUGAACCUCUUCAAGCAGGGCAAGUACGCCAAGGUACCGACUAUCAUGGGCACUUGCGCAGAUGAAGGUACCAGGAACGCCCCACAGAGUCUCAACACCUCAAGCGAUGCAGCGAAAUGGUUAGGAGGCCAGGACCCAAGUCUAAGCAACUCUUCCAUCUCAAUCCUUAGCGACCUCUACUUGAAGGUGACGAAGCCCGCCUUCCCUGGUAAAGGACUCUUCUGGCCUGACGCCUCCAAUGCGAUCGGUGAUAUCGGUAGCCAUUGCCCAACACGGAACAUCCAGAACGCCAUUGCACGCGACAACGUGCCUACAUACAAUUACAAGUACAACGUGCUGGACCCAGCCGACCAAGCAUCCGGCUUAGGCGCCUGGCAUACCGUCAACGUCUACGCUUUCUGGGGCUUAAAGCGCACUGAUGGCCAAGAGCCAGCCAGCUACUCUACCACCAACAAGCCCAUCAUCUCUCAGGUACGCAGCUACUGGACAAGUUUCAUUCGCAACUUGGACCCCAAUACCGACCGCGCCACUCGUGCUGCUGAGUGGAAGCCGUACACUGGUGCAGACUCGCGUGAGAGACUGCUCAUUCAGACGAACAACACGAGGAUGGAGCGUAUGAGCCCUGCACAAUCACUGCGGUGUGAUGUUGUUACGCCAAUGAGCAAUAACCUCGGAAAGCCAGUUGGAAAGGGUGUUGUAACCGAGCUUGAUGCGAAGUUGGCACAAAAGGUGGCCGGUGCAAGUGAGAGUACUGCGAUUGGAAAGAGGAGGAUGGCAUCUAGAUCUUAA
Messenger RNA from Bipolaris oryzae ATCC 44560, 1662 nucleotides. RefSeq lists its product as uncharacterized. Lineage: Eukaryota; Fungi; Ascomycota; Dothideomycetes; Pleosporales; Pleosporaceae. The transcript has 2 exons. The record is from RefSeq and is a predicted model, not a curated record. The coding region runs from base 1 to 1662 and encodes 553 amino acids.